Messenger RNA from Brassica napus (rape), 3465 nucleotides. RefSeq lists its product as uncharacterized. The transcript has 3 exons. Gene Ontology annotation, molecular function: zinc ion binding; nucleic acid binding. Lineage: Eukaryota; Viridiplantae; Streptophyta; Magnoliopsida; Brassicales; Brassicaceae. The record is from RefSeq and is a predicted model, not a curated record. The coding region runs from base 1 to 3393 and encodes 1130 amino acids.
AUGCUGCCGCGUAAGAGAGUUGUUCGUGCUCAGGCCGCUAGUGCUCCUCGAGAGGGUGGAGAUGAGCAUGUACCACCAUCAGUUCUACCGAUUGAUCAGGAUGCCCUUAUGCAGAUGGUGCAGGAUGCUGCUAGACAGGCCGCACAGGAGGCAGUCCAGGAAGCUGUCCAGGAGGCUGCUAGAGUAGCUGCACAGGAAGUGGUUAGGCAGAUGGCUGCAGCUCAGCAGGGUCAGCAGGUUCUGCCAGUUCAGGCUCAGGGGCAUCAGCAGCCCCUUAUUCAGCCGGUUCCACCAGUUCAGGUUCAGGGACAGCAGCAACCCCCUAUCCAGCAUGUUCCACGGAUUUUCCAGGUUCCACCACCAGCGCCACGUGUUCUUCCAGGGCAGGUUCCUGAGGUUGAUGAGAUGCUUAUGCGGGUAAUGAGACAGAUGAAAACUGUAGAGUUGUAUCUGCGUGGAGAUGCAUUGGUAUGGUGGGAUGGAGUGCGAUCGAUGCGUGAUGGCGACAUGACUUAUGAGGAUUUCCUCAUUGCAUUCGACAAGAAGUACUUUCCCAGAGAAGCGUUGCACCAGAAGAGGAAUGCUUUUGAGCAUCUGAGGCAGGGUACUAGGAGUGUCAGGGAGUACGAGCGAGAGUUUUGCCAGCUCCGCUUGUUUGCUGGUAAUCAUUUUGAUGGAGAGGACUUGAUCAGGAGGUUCUUAGAUGGUAUGCGAGUCGAUCUCCGCGGCAGGUGCAGUAUGGUUACUUACACCAGUUUGGAGGAUCUGCUAGAGAAGGCUGUUGGGCAGGAGGCAUGUAUUGCAGAGGAGCAAAAGUACUCUAAGGCUCCACCUAAGACUGGAAGGACUUCAGAGCCACAAAAGAGAACAUGGGAACAGUUGGGAGCACCUAGUUGCGACAAGUGUCGUCGCCAUCAUUUUGGAGAGUGCAUCACGUGCUUCAACUGUGGGAAGAUGGGACAUAAAGGUAGGGAUUGUCGGAGUAGGCCAUUUGGUGCGCGGGGAAUAACACCAGCAGCAUCAGCAGCACCAGUAGCGCAGGCAGCACCAGUAGCACAGGGAGCGCUGGCACCACCAGCUGCAGCAUACGCACCAGGAGCUUGCUUCACUUGUGGCCAGUUUGGCCAUAUCUCCAGGUUUUGCCCGACUAAAGGGCCUGGGGCCAAGCGUCAAGCCAUCACUCCGCGUGUUUAUGCUCUAGGAGAGGCCAAUGGAGCUGAGCCGAUAGCCGGAUCGGUUUCUGUUGGAGGUGAGGUAGCUCACACUCUAUUCGACACAGGAGCUUCUCACAGCUUCGUGAGUUCGCAUUUGGCUAAGUCUUGGCCUUUUCGAGGUGUCUUUGAGCCGAAGGUUAAGCAGAUUCGGACGGCCGGUACUGAGAAAUUGGGAACCAGCGUUCACCGAGAUGUACCAGUCCUACUGGGAGGAGUCGACUUCAUAGGAGACCUAGCAGAGAUGGAGAUGGAUUACUACGAUGUCAUACUUGGGAUGGAUUGGUUGUCCCAACAUCGAGUGGUGAUAGAUUGCAUGCGAGCGAAAGUUAAUAUUCCUAGAGGAGAUGGGAAGAUCACAGUCCAGUGUCUCCAGGCUUACCGUGGGAUUUCUGUUAUUUCCAUGUUGCAUGCUGAGUACUUAUUGGAGAGAGGAGCAGAAGGAUUUCUGGCGACUAUUUCGAUGGUUAAGGAAGAUGGACCUCCUGAGUUAGAAGAUAUUCCAGUGGCUGCAGAAUUUCAGGAUGUAUUUGAAGCCUUAAAGGGGCCACCACCAGCCAGAGGAGAUGUUCUCUAUAUUGAGUUAGAACCAGGAACAACACCGGUUUCGCGGGCUCCAUACCGUUUAGCACCAGCAGAGAUGGCUGAACUGAAGAUGCAGUUGGAGGAGUUAUUGAGUAAGGUUUUCAUCAGACCUAGUACUUCACCGUGGGGAGCGCCAGUAUUGUUUGUGAAGAAGAAAAAUGGGAGUUUCAGACUUUGUAUCGACUACAGAGGUUUGAACAAGGUGACCAUCAAGAAUAAGUACCCGCUUCCCCGUAUCGAUGAGUUAUUGGAUCAGUUGCAGGGAGCUUCAUGGUUUUCAAAAAUUUACUUGGCAUCGGGUUACCACCAGAUUGCGAUAGCUGAUGAGGAUGUGCGGAAGACUGCUUUCCGUACCCGUUAUGGACAUUAUGAGUUUGUGGUGAUGCCAUUUGGGUUGACGAAUGCACCUGCAGCAUUCAUGAAGCUUAUGAAUGAUGUGUUUCGCGAGCAUUUGGAUAAGUGUGUGAUUGUUUUCAUCGACGAUAUCUUGAUCUAUUCUCGGAGUAGAGAGGAGCAUGCAGAGCAUCUGCGGAUUGUGUUGGAUAAGCUCAGGGAGCAUCAGCUGUUUGCCAAGCUGGGUAAGUGUAGCUUCUGGCAGAGGAAGAUUGGAUUUUUGGGUCACGUGAUUUCAGAGGCAGGGGUUGCAGUAGAUCCAGAAAAUAUUACUGCAAUAUCGGAGUGGCCUACACCUAAGACCGCCAUCGAGAUUCGUGGCUUUCUGGGUUUAGCAGGAUACUACAUAAAGUUUGUGAAAGAUUUUGCUAGUAUCGCGAAACCGAUGACACGAUUAACAGGCAAAGACACCAAGUUUGAUUGGACGGAUGCUUUUAUGGAGAGCUUUACUGAGCUGAAACGGAAGUUGACAGAUACGCCAGUGUUGGUACUACCUAGGCCAGGGGUACCGUAUGAGGUUUAUACAGAUGCGUCAGGUACUGGUUUGGAUUGUGUAUUGAUGCAGGAUGGUCAUGUUAUUGCUUACGCAUCACGUCAGUUGAGGCCUCACGAGGUCAACUACCCUACUCAUGAUUUGGAGUUAGCAGCAGUUGUUUUUGCGCUAAAGAUUUGGAGGUCAUAUUUGUAUGGAGAGAAAGUUCAGAUCCGCAUAGACCACCAGAGUCUGAAGUACAUAUUUACUCAGGCGGACCUAAAUCUGAGACAGCGCAGAUGGAUGGAGUUGUUAGCAGACUACAACCUGGAUAUUACGUAUCACCCAGAUAAGGCCAAUCUGGUGGCAGAUGCCUUGAGUAGAUGCAGGAACGAUGUUUCAGGAACCAAGGAGGUUCAGGAGCUGUCUGGGACACUUGCUAGUCUCAGAUUGUGUGCAGUUACCGCAGAGGGAGAGACUGUUGGUCUUGAAGCAUUGGAGCAGGCUGAUUUAUUAUGGAGGAUACGCAGAGCUCAGGAUAGUGAUGAUGCUCUGGUUAAGCAAAUUGAGAUCGAGAGUAUUGGAUAUCAUAUAGCUUUGAGCGGGAUGUACAUGUAUCGGAACCGAGUCUGUGUGCCAGAGGACAAGCUGUUAAGGAGGAGAUUUUACAGCAAGCACAUAAUUCGCGUUUUUCGAUCCACCCGGGAAAUACCAAGAUGUACAGAGAUUUGAAGCGCUACUACCACUGGCCUGGUAUGAAGAAAGAUGUGGCUACAUUUGUAUCGCAGUGUCAUACAUGUCAGA